Bursaphelenchus okinawaensis is the source of this 1632-nucleotide messenger RNA. The record is from the annotation of a GenBank genome assembly. Lineage: Eukaryota; Metazoa; Nematoda; Chromadorea; Rhabditida; Aphelenchoididae.
AUGCCACAAAUUACGUUUGAACUCGUAUACAAAAUCAACUGUAUUCAAUACUACGCCCAACUUGUACUAGCCGUAUUCGGCUUACCAACAGCCCUAUUGAGCCUCUAUGUGGUAGUAACUCAAUCGCCUAAACACUUCAAAUUCUUCAAGCACCUGUUGGUAUGUCUAAUCGCGUCUAGAAUUGAAACAACAGUAGAAAUUGCACUAAUACAGCCAAAAGAUAUACCGUAUUAUAAUGGUGGUUACAUGCAAGGCCCCAUUGGCCGACAUAUCUCGAGUGAUUUUGGAUAUUUUACCGAAUUUUUAUUUUCGGCAUCAAGUGUGUUCAUUGACAGUAGUUUAAGUAUUGUUGGGCUUAGUGUCCAGGCUAUGGCUUUGAAGGUAAGUACAACAUAGUGAACUCAAUAAAAAACAAUUUUAGGAUUAAUAAAAUUUUUAUUUUAAGAAUUGAUUUAGGCUUAAAAAAGGAUUUAAGGCUUAAAAUAGAACUUUAGGUUUAAAAAUUAACUUUAGGUUUGUAAAUAAAAUGUUUAGACUAAAAAUGGCAUUUUCAGUUUAAAAAUAGAAUUUUAGACUUAAAAACUAAUUUUAGGCUUAAAUAUUUAUUUUAGGCUUAAAUAUUAAUUUUAGGCUUAAAUAUUAAUUUUAGGCUUAAAAAUUAACUUUAGGUUUGUAAAUAAAAUGUUUAGACUAAAAAUGGCAUUUUCAGUUUAAAAAUAGAAUUUUAGACUUAAAAACUAAUUUUAGGCUUAAAUAUUAAUUUUAGGCUUAAAUAUUAAUUUUAGGCUUAAAAAUUAACUUUAGGUUUGUAAAUAAAAUGUUUAGACUAAAAAUGUCAUUUUAAGUUUAAAAAUAGAAUUUUAGGCUUAAAAAUUAUUUUAAAUCUCAAAAAUGAAAAUUAGUCUCAAAAGACUAUUUUAUGCUUAAUCAUCCUACCCAAGCUAAAAUGAGUUUUAUACUUUAAAACAAAUUUUUCAUUUUUAGCUCCACCGACCGCGGUUCAUAAUCUGGUUAGAAAGUGGGAGUAACUCCAAGUAUUUUCUAGCCACUAUGAUAAUAUCCGUUUACUUCUGGUCCAUCGCAGAAUAUUUAGCUGGGUUUACUAGUAAUCCCGUACUUGAACUGAAAGACGAAGUUUUGCUUAAACUAAAACAAGUUGAGCCGAGUCUAACCGUUUCUGUAAUUAAUCAAAACAGCGCCAAACUCUAUGUUAUACUAGCCUUGUCGAAGCUGGUGAUUUCAAUUGGUUUAAACGCGCUUUCAGCUUAUUUAGCGUCUUCUGAAGUCGAGAAGAACAAGGCUGUGUUGACCAAGAAGACGUAUCAGAUGCAGAAGGAUCUACAGCGCUUCUUAAUCUACAUGUUGAUCUACAAUUGUCUGUUCUUUUACAUUCCUGUAGUCAUGUUACAGCUGUCCUUUUUGUCACCAUUUUUGGCUUACAUAGUAUCACCAAUAGCUUCAUGUGUACUAAUAACGUAUGGCAUAGUUCAUGGUGUUGCCAUUAUCAUGCACAUCAAGUAUUAUCGAAAUUGGGUCAUGCUGAAACUGUAUGGUGCUACGGGAAGGAGUGUAGUAACAGUGUUGAGUUUGGAGCAAAAGAGAAAGUCUACUACUCAUACUUUGGUUUACUAG